Danio rerio (zebrafish) is the source of this 8804-nucleotide messenger RNA. The record is from RefSeq and is a predicted model, not a curated record. NCBI's taxonomy places the organism in Eukaryota, Metazoa, Chordata, Actinopteri, Cypriniformes, Danionidae.
UCGAUGCUAAACCCAUGCUCGACGUCUCUGUCGUAAUGUCCUGUCCCACGUUGAACUCCACUCAAGACGUCUGCUCAUGGAUCUCUACUUGAUCACCUGCUUAACCUAACAGAGGCAAUACAGUGCGUCUACUUUCUGUGUGACAGCUACACAUUUUACCCGUUCACCACAGGGUCCUAGUACCCCCAAAACUUCACCUGAGAAAACUACCCUCACUGUCACUGAUCUUGAAUUAUUCCCCUUCUCGGAUCCAGCCCUCCUCUGUUCCCCUUUCCUUUCUUCUCCUGCCCUAUCCUGAACUGUUGGUUUCUCCAUGGCCUUCUCGUCUCGUUUCUCAUUUUGGGAGAAAAAGGUGAAAGAUGAAAACGUACCGGGUGCUAAAGGCUCGAGUUCAGAGAGUGAGAACAGCACGAGUCAACCCCAGACAACACCAUCGGUAAGUGGUCCAACUGAGCGACAGCGAGGGGAACCAUCAACACCGCUGAAUCCAGAGCGGCCAAUGAAUAUAGAUCAGAGGAGCAGUGGGUCCAUUAAUGGAAGACAAGGCAGCAUGGAAUCAGAUACACUGGCAAGAAGAGGACUCAAUCUGGCGAAUAAAACAGGGUCAGAGGAAAAGCAGUCAACAGCUACUUCAGUUCCCAAAACUAGCCGGCCCCUGCAAGCCAGCAGCUCGGUGGAUGGAGACGCUCUUGCUUUCGGGUUGACCAGCCUAAUGGGGCGUGCAAGAAGUAAAGAACAUCGCUCCCGCUCGAGAGCUACCGAACGCAAAGAAACUCAGGAGGAAAGCCAAGAAAGGACUGGGGAAAGUGAGACACCCACAGAGGAACCCCAACUGUCUGUCCCAGCAACCAGUCCACCUCCUAAAGCAGACCCUCUUGCACCUCCUGUAGGCUUUUUACCUCCUAAGCAGAAUCCUCUUACCCCUCCAGCUGGAUUCAUUCCAGCUGCCAAGCCCAAUCUAUUGGCUCCACCUGCUGGUUUUAUCCCAAAACCAAACUCUUCCACUCAACCUACACCCAAUCCUGAUCAUCCUACACCACCCUCAGGAUUUAAUCCUGCUUCUAAAGCAAACCUUUCCACUCAAUCUGUGCCCAAACCUGAUCCUUUAGCACCUCCAGCAGGAUUUCUUCCCCCUCCGAAGCGAGACCCGUUUCCAUCAGUGCCAGGAUUUAUACCCAAGCCUAAAGUUGAUCCACUAGCACCUCCCACAGGGUUUAUUCCUGCGUCCCGGAUGGUCGCUGUACGAAAGCCGGAGGUAAAGGGAGUGUCAAAACCUUCUGCAGCUCCUGCUGGUAAACUUCCGUCACAGAUUUCCACCAUCACCAACCAACAGGGGUCUCAAGUGAUGCCCACCCCAGAGAAUCACAAACAUCUGGAGCAGAACUUCUCUGCAGAAAGACCUCCUGCCAAGGCAGCCGAGGACCCUGUGGCUAUCCUGCAGGCUGCACAUGAAGCUGCCUGUCUGUCUAAGGUGAAGACCGAGGAGCAGCUGGCUGCAGAGAAGGCCUGGUACAACACUGAGAAAGUCUGGCUCGUCCAUAAAGAUGGCUUCUCAUUGGCUACACAGCUCAAGACGGACACAGGAUCUCUCCCAGAGGGGAAAGUAAAAAUCAGACUAGAGCAUGAUGGGACAUUACUGGAAGUGGAUGAGGAUGAUGUGGAAAAGGCGAAUCCUCUGUCAUAUGAUCGCGUGGAGGAUCUCUCGUCUCUCCUGUACCUCAAUGAAUCUAGUAUCCUUCACUCUCUACGUCAGCGUUAUGGUGGAAACCUCAUUCACACAUACGCUGGGCCAAACCUGCUGUUAAUCAAUCCUCUCUGCAGCCCUGCCAUGUACUCAGAGAAGGUGAUGCAGAUGUUUAAGGGCUGCCGGAGAGAGGAAACAGCUCCCCACAUUUUCGCUGUCGCUCAGUCAGCGUAUCAUCAGCUGCUGACCACACGUCAGGACCAGACCAUCGUUCUGCUGGGCAGGAGCGGCAGCGGAAAGACCACCAACACCCAGCACCUGCUGCAGUACCUGGUCACCAUCGCAGCCAGCAGUGGGAAGGUGUACUCAGCUGAGAAAUGGCAGGCGGUGUACACAGUUCUGGAGGCUUUUGGGAACUGCAGUACGGCUAUGAAUGGGAACGCCAGUCGCUUCUCACAUAUCGUCUCUCUAGACUUUGACCAAGCAGGACAGGUGGCAUCUGCAUCUGUUCAGACCAUGCUUCUGGAGAAAUUCAGAGUGACCAGACGACCAGAAGGAGAAUCAAGCUUCAAUGUGUUUUACUAUCUGAUGGCCGGAGCAGAUGCAGCUCUAAAGACUGAACUUCAUUUCAAUCACUUGGCUGAGAACAGCACUUUUGGACUCCAUCCUCCCUCAAAGCUCGAUGACAAGCAGAAAGCCACUCAGCAGUUCACCAAGCUACAGGCUGCCAUGAAAGUGCUGGGAGUCUCUCCUGAAGAACUGAAGACUGUCUGGCUGAUCUUAGGGGCCAUUUACCAUCUCGGUGCUGCCGGGGCCACUAAAGAAACAGACGCAGCUGGCCGAAAGCAGUUUGCCAGACAUGAAUGGGCACAGAAAGCAGCGUAUCUUCUGGGCUGCUCACUGGAGGAGCUGUCUUCUGCCAUCUUUAAACCUCAAGGAAAAGGUACACUACCACGCUCUGCAAGCCUCCGGCCGAGUACGGAAGACACGGACCACGCAGCAUCUAAAGCCACAGCGGCGGAGUGUUUGGAGUCCAUGGCGGCUGGUUUAUACUCAGAGCUCUUCACGCUCAUCAUCUCUCUGAUUAACAGAGCGCUGAAGUCCAGUCAGCACUCUCUGUGUUCUCUGCUGAUUGUGGACACUCCAGGAUUCCAGAACCCUCGGCAGGUGAAGACUCAGAUACAGCGCAGCGCCACGUUUGAGGAGCUCUGCCAUAAUUAUGCUCAGGAACGUCUACAGACGCUUUUUCAGGAGAGAACGUUCGUAAAGGAGCUGGAGCGUUACAAGGAGGAGAACAUUGAAAUCACUCUGGAUGACCUGGAGCCCAGUCCUUCUCGCUCAGUGGCUGUGAUCGAUCAGUCCUCCAGUCAAACCCUGGUACGUACUCUGUCUCGUACUGAUGAAGCCAGAGGUCUGUUCUGGCUGAUGGAGGAGGAGGUUUUACAGCCUGGAGGGUCUGAGGAAACACUCCUGCAGCGACUCUUUAGUUACUAUGGCCCUGCCGAGGGGGAAAGUACAGGUCACACAGUGGUGCUUAAAAGCGAAAACACAAACCACUUUGUGCUCGGACACAGUCAUGGGACAGACUGGGUGGAAUAUGACACAUAUGGUUGGCUGAAUCUAGCCAGGCUAAACCCCACCCCCCAGAACGCAGCCAAUCUGCUGCUGAACUCACAGAAGAAAAGCAUCAGCGGGAUGUUUGUGGGUCGCUCAAGCAGUGCUGCGGUUCUGACCGGAUCUAUUGCUGGACUGGAGGGCGUUUCUCAGCUCGCCAUGCGUCGGGCCACCAGCAUGAGGAAGACUUUCACCACAGGCAUGGCGGCGGUCAAAAAGAAGUCUCUUUGCCUUCAGAUUAAACUCCAAGUGGAUGCACUGUUGGACACCAUCCGCAGAUCCAAAGUUCACUUUGUCCACUGUCUGUUACCCCGAGCGGAGGUUCUGAGGGCCGCAGGGUCUCCAGAUGAGAGCUGUGAUCCUGGACUUAUGCAGAUCGAUGUGGCUUUGCUCAGGGCUCAAAUCCACGGCUUUAAACUGCUGGACAGCUUAAGGAUUUACAGACAAGGUUAUCCCGACCACAUGGUGUUCUCCGAGUUCAGAAGACGCUUUGACGUUCUGGCUCCUCACUUGACCAAGAAACUCGGCCGAAACUACAUCGUGAAAGAUGAAAAACGAGCUGUAGAGGAGCUUUUGGAGUCGCUGGAACUGGAGAAGAGCAGUUAUCACAUGGGUUUGAGCAGGGUGUUCUUCAGGGCUGGAACAGUGGCUAAACUAGAGGCACAGAGGGAUGAACACACUAGACAGAACAUCACACUGUUUCAGGCCGCCUGCAGGGGCUUUCUGUCUCGACAGGCCUUCAAAAAGAGAAAGAUCCAGGAUUUGGCCAUCCGCUGUGUCCAGAAGAACAUAAAGAAGAACCGCGGUGUAAAAGACUGGCCCUGGUGGAAGCUUUUCACCACAGUACGGCCACUAGUAGAAGUUCAGCUCACAGAAGAACAGAUUCGAGGAAAAGACGAGGAGAUCAUGCAUAUGAAGCUGAAGUUGGAGAGGGUGGAGAAGGAGAGAAACGAGCUGCGGUUGACCUCUGAUCGCUUGGAGAGCAGAAUCACAGAGCUGACAGCAGAGCUUUCAGAUGAGAGAAACACUGCAGAGUCAACAUCACAGCUGCUGGAGACUGAAACCAGCGAGAGACUGCGCUUGGAGAAGGACAUGAAGGAUUUACAGGUGAAGUUUGACGCUCUGAAGAAACAAACAGAGUCCAUGGAGAUGGAGAUCAUGGAGGCCAGACUUCUCCGAGCCUCAGACCUCAAUGGAGAGAUGGACGAUGGAGAUGAUGAUUCUGGAGGUGAAUGGAGGCUGAAAUAUGAACGCGCCAUCAGAGACACAGAAUUCACAAAGAAGAAACUCCAGCAGGAGAUGGAUGACAAGCUGGAGACAGAACAACAGAACAAGAGACACCUAGAGAGAAAAUUAGCAGACUUGCAGGCUGACCAGGAGGAGUCCCAGCGAUCAGUCCAGCAGUUAAAGAAGAAAUGCCAGCGACUGGCAGCUGAACUGCAGGACACCAAACUGCACCUGGAAAAUCAAGAGGGACGCAACCAUGAGCUGGAGAGAAAGCAGAGGAAGUUUGACGUGGACAAGAGCCAGGUUCAAGAGGAACUACAGAAAGAGAGGAACCAGCGAGAGAAACUGUCCAGAGAGAGAGAUAUGCUGACCAGUGAGAUGUUCACAAUCAAGCAGCAGUUGCAGGAGAAGGACACGGAGCUGUGUACGGUCAGUCUGAAGGUUGAACAGCUGGAAUCAGAGCUCCAGGAUCUUUCCUCGCAGGAGUCAAAAGACGAAGCUUCUCACGCAAAGGUCAAGAAGCAGCUGCGUGACCUGGAGGCAAAGGUCAAAGAUCAGGAGGAGGAGCUUGACGAACAGGCUGGAAGCAUUCAGAUGCUGGAACAGGCUAAGCUUCGAUUGGAAAUGGAGAUGGAGAGAUUGAGACAAACACACUCUAAAGAGCUGGACAGUAAAGACGAGGAAGUGGAGGAGAUCCGACUGUCCUGCAGUAAGAAGCUGAAGCAGAUGGAAGUGCAGUUAGAAGAGGAAUAUGCUGAUAAACAGAGAGUUCUGAGAGACAAGAGAGAUCUGGAGUCCAAACUGAUGACUGCACAAGAACAGGUUGGCCAGAAGGAUGUAGAAACCGAGAAGCGGCUCAGGAAGGAUCUGAAGCGCACAAAAGUUCUUCUAGCUGACGCUCAGAUCAUGCUGGACCACAUGAAGAGUAACGUGCCCAGCAAAAGGGAGAUUGCCACGCUCAAAAAUAAGUUGGAGGAGUCAGAGUUUGCCUGUGCUGCUGCAGUUAAAGCACGAAAGUCCAUGGAGCUGGAAAUCGAAGACCUUCAUAUCCAGAUGGACGACAUCUCCAAAGCAAAGAUGUCUCUGGAGGAGCAGCUCAGUCGUCUGCAGAGAGAGAAGAAUGACCUGCAGUCUCGCUUCGAGGAGGAUCAGGAGGACAUGAACGAACUCAUGAAGAAACACAAAGCUGCAGUGGCUCAGUCUACGAGAGAUCUGGCACAAAUCAGUGACCUGCAGACUCAGGUGGAGGAGGCCAUGAAGGAAAAACAAGAGAUCCAGGACAAGCUUCACUCUCUGCAGUCGCAGCUUGAAUUUCAGGAACAGUCUAUGGUGGAGAAAUCACUGGUCAGCCGCCAGGAAGCCAAAAUCCGUGAACUGGAGACCAAACUGGAAUAUGAGCGAACCCAGACCAAACGCCUGGAGUCUCUUGUAACCCGGCUGAAGGAGAACCUGGAGAAGAUGACGGAGGAACGAGACCAGCGUGUGGGCUGCGAAAACCGGGAGAAGGAUCAGAACAAGCGAUUGCAGAGGCAGAUCCGGGAUAUAAAGGAGGAAAUGACUGAACUGUCAAAGAAAGAAGCAGAAGCCAGUCGCAAAAAACACGAGCUGGAGAUGGAUAUCGAAAGUCUGGAAGCAGCCAAUCAGAGCUUACAGGCGGAUCUGAAGUUGGCCUUUAAGAGGAUUGGAGACCUUCAGGCCGCUAUGGAAGACGAAAUGGAGACGGAUGAUGAUGAUGACCUCAUCAACAGUUUACAAGACAUGGUGACAAAGUAUCAGAAAAGAAAGAACAAAACUGGAGAUGAAUCAGAUAUGGACUCUGAGGUGGAGGACCGGGUGGAUGGGGUAAAGUCAUUGCUUUCAAAGAGCAAAGGAUCCACCAAGACGCUCUCAGAUGACGGCCCACAGAAAACCACCAGACACCCCAAUUCUGCUAAUGCAGACGUGAAAGAUGUAAAAGAAGGAAAGGAGGGGAAAGAGGAUGUUAAAAAAGACUCAGAUGAGAGCCGUUCGGUGUCUGUGAUAAGUUCGCUUAGCUACAGGAAGCGUGCACAUCAGAAGGACUGGAACGGAGGUGCAGGGGAUGAAACUUCGCUUUUCAGUGCCUUACGGGAGCAGCCGGAGAUGCCUGACCGAUUGUCACUGCGCAAAGCUAAAACCAAAUCCACAGACAGGCCUGGAGAUGACCUGGAUGACCGAGGUUCGGUGAUCUCCCAGGCUUACUCGGAGGCUGCUAUUAGGGCCAGGAAGGGCCUUGAUCGUCGCUGGACCAAGAGUAGUCCAGAAUUUGACAAGGAGUCCAUGGUAUCCUCAGUGGCCCCAAGCCGAGCUUCUACCCGGCGUGGGAUUGACGAAGAUGAAGAUGCGCGCUCUGGGGUGAGCAGCUUCAGCUUGCGGCGUAGUACUUCUUGGAUUGAUGACAGCCGUAGCGAUUAUGGGUCAGCGAGCACCAGUCAUAGGCAACGCUCUAGAAGCCGUAGUCCCGGAAGCACAAGCGUAGGCUCUCGAAUCUCACUGGCACGCAGCACCAGGCUUAGUGAAUUUGGAGUUCGCUUGAAUAAUGAUGAUGUUGAUGAGGAUGAUGAUGUUGACUCAGUGAGCGUGGCAGCAUACAGUCCACGUUCUCAAGGACGGAGUCUGUCUACUCCUGCCCAGAUGCGCUCCUCUGAGAGCCCAGUGGAUGCCUCUGAUAUUAAACCUGUGAGUCACCGCAACUAUCUGGACCCCGAUCUGGAAAAGGCUAUCAAUGAAGUCCUGAGCUUCAAACCAAUUAAAUUUAAACGUCGCAGCUUGGAGGACUCAGAUGAAGAGUUGGAGGGAGGUGGGGGUGCAGGAGAGGACGAAGAUAGAAAGGGCACUAAGAGUUUGCUGCAAGAUAAGGAUGAUAAAGAUCUGGGUCUUACACGUUCUGCUUUAGAUUCUGGACGUUCUGGAAGUUCUAUGAGUUCCUUCAGCUCCAAGAGCAGCAGGAGGAAGAACAAGAAGAAGAGCAGGCGCUCUGAAUCUGACAGCUCCUCCAAUGAGGGUCAUUCUAGAAGGCAUUCAAAACGGAAAGAUAAGAGAGGGUCAAGAAACUCCAGGAAGAAAGAAUCCGGAUCGUCCAAGUCAGAAUCUGAAUCAUCAUCUUCCAGCUCUGCAUCAACUGUUUCAUACCGCAGCUCAAACAGUGUGAAGAGGACAACAAAUCAGAAAGCCUCCGAUGGGGAUCGGGAGAGUCCUGUUGAAGAACGACCCCCCAGCAAAAAAGAAGUGAAGAAACAGAAGAAGAAGGUGGACAACUUGGUCAUGAAAUAUCUGUACAAGCCUGACAGUGAUUAAGGAUCAUUAACAGCCCUCCUCUCUACAGACCACACUCAGUGCAAAAUGAAGACGACAACACUGGACCAGAUGAAGACACUACACAAACUGGAAGAACGGUCCUUAAAGACAGCAAUGGUGAUAUCCAACCCUCGGAAAGCACCGCAUAGAUCUGAUCUGCUGCUCACGUGCACUGAAAAGUGCCUCGGUUUACCUCUUAUUUACUCUAGUACUGACUCACACUCACAUCAGACUCAUUCACAUAAGUCUACAAUGGUACUGAAGAUUAAUGUGUAGUAGAAUAUUUUCUCUGCAACUUUGUGGCACAUGUAUUUAUUUACAGUAGAUCUUGAUCCAUCGACAACUCCUCCAUGAAAAUGAAGUGAUAUAUUAUGAAAAUGAAUGAGUCUUUAUAUCUAACUUAUGCUUAUUUUGUUUGGUUAGAAUAUGAAUCUGCUUUGAUGACAUGUAUUUUGCCUUGAAUUCGCUCGAGUGAACUGUUUAGCACAGCUUUACUGUAGUUUACAUUGAAUUAAAUAGGACGUUUAUCUCUUAUUUCUUUGUUUCUAAAUGAGCUUCUAUUAACCAAAUGGUUUUCUGAAUGGCAGCAUUCUAAUCUUAAACUCUAAGUUUAAACAAUAUGUAUUUUCAUGUGGGGUGCGUUAUGUUUGGGCCUUAAUCAUAUUUAUACCCCCUUAAGUUAAUAUAAAAAUUUUAGCACUACAUCAUUUACUCUGCCAAAAUUGAUUACAGAUGGGAGUGUAAUAACGUAUGUAGUGUGUGUUUGAUGUGUGCAUGUGUUUUGCGUGUGUUUCCUCCCUUUUUUCUAUGCAUUAAAUAAGACUUUUAUUAUGGAAAUUACCUGCAAAAAGAGUCUGUGCAAUGGCUUAUGCAGUAAAUGCAAAUGAUAUAUAAGAGCAAUAUAUAUAUGCAAGGAAGAGUUUUGCAUUUGUUAUUGUAAAUAAAAGAUGCUGGUAAAUUUUUA